ACACUAGAUGGCGAUAACUAACUUUUUACGCCAAUGGACGUGUUAAAUACUAGACGAGUGAACAAAAAGCAUGGCGUCCUCGUACUAUCAAGCGAUGCAGGACAAUUUCAAGAAUAAUAAUAAAAGCAGAGAGUUCCCGGCUCACAGCGCUAAAGUGCAUUCGGUAGCCUGGAGCUGUGAUGGGAGGCGACUGGCAUCCGGAUCAUUUGAUAAAACCGCGAGCGUGUUUGUCCUGGAAAAAGAUCGACUGGUAAAAGAAAACAACUACAAAGGUCAUGGAGAUAGUGUGGAUCAGCUGUGCUGGCAUCCCACAAGCCCUGAUCUGUUUGUCACUGCAUCAGGAGACAAGACCAUCCGUAUCUGGGAUGUACGGACCACCAAAUGCAUGGCCACAGUGAGCACGAAAGGGGAGAAUAUAAACAUAUGCUGGAGUCCCGAUGGUCAAACCAUUGCUGUCGGAAACAAGGAUGAUGUUGUAACUUUUAUUGACGCCAAGACACACCGUGCACGUGGUGAAGAGCAGUUUAAGUUCGAGGUCAAUGAGAUUUCCUGGAAUAAUGACAAUGAUAUGUUCUUCUUAACAAAUGGCAAUGGCUGCAUCAACAUAUUGAGUUACCCCGAACUCAAGCUCAUUCAGUCAAUCAAUGCCCAUCCGUCCAACUGUAUCUGCAUAAAGUUUGAUCCCACGGGGAAGUAUUUUGCCACAGGAAGUGCAGAUGCUCUGGUCAGUCUGUGGGAUGUGCAAGAGCUGGUGUGUGUUCGCUGCUUCUCAAGACUCGACUGGCCUGUGCGUACGCUCAGUUUCAGUCAUGAUGGUAAAAUGUUGGCAUCAGCCUCCGAAGAUCAUUUUAUUGACAUCGCUGAAGUCGAGACGGGUGAGAAGUUGUGGGAGGUUCAGUGCGAGUCGCCGACCUUCACUGUAGCGUGGCAUCCGAAGAGACCACUGCUGGCAUAUGCCUGUGACGAUAAAGAAGGCAAAUAUGACAGCAACAGAGAGGCAGGGACUGUCAAACUAUUUGGCCUUCCUAAUGACUCCUGAGGACCAGUGUUACGAUGCGGUGUUUUAGUUAGUCUAUACUUUACCUGUUUAAGUUUAUAUAUGCCUCUUUUGGAGGAUAAAUGGAUAGUUCGACUUCAACUAGUGUGAUUAGAUUUCUUAAUAAGUAUGAAUUCAGUGUUGUAUAUAGUUGAAAUAUAUUUUGACCAACAGAUAGUAAACUUAAACAUGUCAACAUUCAAGUUCAGCUCAUAUGAGAUGUUUGUAUUAGACAUUGUGAUACAAAUUAAAAUGACAAAUUCCUGAAUACUUCCUGACGUCUAAUUCAGUAAGCAAGUGUGAAUCACCACAGACUGCAGCUAAUUUUGUGAGCAAAAGGAUUUGUUAUUUAUACCAUAAACAUUAUAAGUUUUAAUAUUGGAUUAAUUCAGGUCCAGUUAAAAGUUUAAAAUGAGAAUUUUGUUAUUUUGUGAUUGUCUCUUGCCUUAUUAAGAGUGAAAAAAAAUAUUUUUGGAUCUCUAGGAUUGCUUGGAAUUUCAAUUGAGUCAUUUUUCAGAAAUGACCAACAGAGGGCAGCAGAAGCUUUUCUCAAAUGAGCAUGACAUUAGUAUGAAUUAAUACAGGAAUUACUGUAUAUUUUUAAGAACUAAACUUUUUGUACCGUAUUUUAUUAAAUUGUUUUUUUAAACCACAA
Messenger RNA from Triplophysa dalaica, 1691 nucleotides. RefSeq names its product THO complex 3 (gene thoc3). NCBI's taxonomy places the organism in Eukaryota, Metazoa, Chordata, Actinopteri, Cypriniformes, Nemacheilidae. The record is from RefSeq and is a predicted model, not a curated record. Bases 71 to 1039 code for a protein of 322 amino acids. The transcript is spliced from 6 exons. Gene Ontology annotation, biological process: mRNA export from nucleus. Gene Ontology annotation, cellular component: THO complex part of transcription export complex. Gene Ontology annotation, molecular function: protein binding.